Messenger RNA from Mytilus trossulus (common blue mussel), 983 nucleotides. RefSeq lists its product as uncharacterized. The transcript has 8 exons. The record is from RefSeq and is a predicted model, not a curated record. Lineage: Eukaryota; Metazoa; Mollusca; Bivalvia; Mytilida; Mytilidae. The coding region runs from base 126 to 983 and encodes 285 amino acids.
GUUAACAACAAAAUAAUAUUAGGCACAAAUGUUAAGACAUAACAAAAUAUAGCAGCAAGGAACAUGAAUAUUUAUUUAUUGGAACUAUUAACAUUCAUUACACGUGCAAGAUAACAGCAAGGAACAUGAAGAUUUAUUUAUUGGAGCUAUUAACAUUCAUUACAUGUGUAAAAGCUGGAUGUGAUUAUCCAUACGCCUUACAAAAUAGUUCCUGGUACGAUAAUGAAAGAGGACUUCUAACUUUUACCAGCGAUGAAAUGUCAGGAUAUGUCGUCCAAUCAUAUUCAAGUAGCGUGACCGACUGGGCGUGUCACAGUGUUAUCAAUGAUUACAUUAUUUCAAAAGGAAAAACAACAGUGAACUUGUUUGGCAGUAACCAGGACGUAUAUGUAUGUAUGAAAAUGACAACAAUAACAGAAUCUUCAUUCUCUUAUUACGUGAUGUCAGAUAAAGAGGCGAAUGCUAACAAUGAGCGUGUAUACAUUAUAACUUCUGGAACAGUGGUCAGUAAUGUUAACAGUAUAUGUCAGACAAGUUCAUCACUGGGCGACGAAGAGUACAAUGUCCUGGUAAAACAAGGAUAUGAACAAGAAGCCAAACAAUGGUGUCCCUCGGUAUUACUGGGAAACUUCUAUUACACAUACGAUAAUGGUACUGGAGCAUCUUGUGGAACCGGAUCAGAAUGGGAUGUGUGUACGAACAGAACGACGAUGACGUUCAAUUACACUCAGUGUGCUACAAUAAUAGCCUACUCUGAUGCUGAAGUGUUCUGUGUGGCAUCAGUGGCAUCAUCGAAUGUAAUUUAUCUAACAGUGUUCAACAAUGGUGUUGUUGAUUCUGUCAACUUUUACAGAUUUACAUGCAUGACAAUAUCAACAUCCGGGUUAUCUGUGAGUCUACAGAAAGGUAAAUGCGACAAAGGGCAGAGUCCCACCAUAAGGCCUACUGGUGGAGCACUCGCAACUCUGACGCCAUAUUUUUGA